AUGGAGAUCACUGUCCCGAACCUGUGCAACCUGUUCGAAGUUUUACGGAACCAUGCUGGGAUUCUCAACGAGAGCAUUGAGCCCCAGUUCAUUCAAAUGGCGUUGAAUUUUGAGCAAUGCCGUUGCCGCUGGCUCAAAGUGGAGGAGGAGCUCGGCGCGUUCAAGGAAGUGCUGGCCAAAGCGGAGACAGAGCGAGGUGCUUUGGAGGUGAAGCUCAAGCAUGCACGCAAUCAAGUGGAUGUGGAGAUUCGCCGGAGGCAAAAGGCUGAGGCUGAAUGCGAGAAGCUGGAUCGUCAGAUCCAGUUGAUUCGUGAGCUUCUAGUGACGGACAGCUCCACGUGCAGUAUUCAGCUGAGUGAGGAGCAGCGUACUGCUCUGGCCUUUCUCAAUGCACGCUCACAAGCUGCAGCAUCAACCAAUCACAACACUAGCCACAGGUUGUCCCGGAUUGAUGAGUCUACCUCCGUAUUAUCAGACAUUAGUUAUGACAAGACUGAUGAUUCUUUGGACUGGGACUCGUCUGUCGUAAGAACAGUGAGGCUGAGGAAGCGACAGAAAAGGCGUUCCUCCAGAAACCAUGUGGAUGGCCCACCAGAUGCUGUGAAAAAAGCACGCUCCACAGGAAGAACCUCUGAGAAGGGAAAUGAGUCCAUUGUUGCUCGAACGAUGGUCACAGUGCCUGCUGACGGUGGGCCCAUCGAGGCUGUCUCCACCAUCGAGACCAUUCCCUACCUCACUCGGAGCAGGAGGAAGACCAGUGAGUUUGUCUGGAGCACAGACACUGAUACAGACACUGUGUCUGAGUGUGUUAGUGGAACUCCCAGCAGUGUGCCUGUGAGUGAGCCCAUUACUCCAAAAAACAACAGAGGAACCAAGCUGCACAUCUUUGUCUCCAAAACGGUGAUCAAACCAGAGACCUGCACUCCUUGUGGGAAAAGGAUCAAGUUUGGAAAGCUGUCUCUGAAGUGCCGUGACUGCCGCCUGGUGGCCCAUGAGGAGUGCCGAGAGCGUUGCCCGCUACCCUGUACACCCAAUCAAGGCAACACCCCUAUCAGGAGCACAGAGGGCAUCCUUGCAGAUUAUGUCUCUGACCGUUCUCCCAUGAUUCCCAUGUUGGUUGUGCACUGCAUCAGUGAGAUAGAGAAGAGAGGGCUUCAUGAGACAGGUCUGUACCGUGUGUCUGGUGCUGACCGCACAGUGAAAGAACUCAAGGAGAAAUUCUUACGAGGGAAGACGGUACCCUCCCUCAGCCAGGUAGAUGACAUCCACGCGGUAACGGGUCUGUUGAAAGAUUUCCUCCGAAAUCUCAAAGAACCUCUCCUCACCUUUCGCCUCAACCGUCCCUUCAUGCAAGCAGCAGAAAUUGCUGAUGAUGACAACAGCAUUGCAGCAAUGUACCAGACCAUUAGUGAGCUGCCUCAGCCAAACAGGGACACGUUGGCUUUUCUCAUUCUUCACCUCCAGAGGGUGGCUGAAAGCACAGAUACUAAGAUGGACAAAUUCAACUUGGCUCGAGUGUUUGGACCCACCAUUGUCGGACAUGCUGUCCUAGAACCAGAUCACAUGACCAUGCUGCAGGAUACUCAGCGCCAGCCAAAGGUUGUUGAGCGGCUCCUUAGCUUGCCAGUGGAGUACUGGCGUCAAUUCAUACAAGACCAAGAGAAUGUCUACCCACAAAGCACAUUUUCAGGAAAUGGUAACGGCUUUAGCACCCCGGAGCACAAAGUGAGUAUCCUGGGGCCCCUCACCACUCCAGAACAGCAGAUGGUCAAGACCCCCUCCUCCAGCUCUCUGACACAGCGUGUGAAGUCUACUCUGUCUAAGAACACUCCAAUAUUUGGAGGGAGCAAGAGCAAACCCUGUGUUGGCUUCAGUCGCCCAGUUAACUUCUUUUCCUCCCCUUCCCUGAAGUGA
Messenger RNA from Chanos chanos (milkfish), 1914 nucleotides. RefSeq names its product rac GTPase-activating protein 1-like. NCBI's taxonomy places the organism in Eukaryota, Metazoa, Chordata, Actinopteri, Gonorynchiformes, Chanidae. The coding region runs from base 1 to 1914 and encodes 637 amino acids. Gene Ontology annotation, biological process: mitotic spindle midzone assembly; mitotic cytokinesis; Rho protein signal transduction. The transcript has 16 exons. Gene Ontology annotation, cellular component: midbody; cleavage furrow; spindle midzone. Gene Ontology annotation, molecular function: GTPase activator activity. The record is from RefSeq and is a predicted model, not a curated record.